Molecule: messenger RNA, 2471 nt
Organism: Mizuhopecten yessoensis (Yesso scallop)
Lineage: Eukaryota; Metazoa; Mollusca; Bivalvia; Pectinida; Pectinidae
Product: calcineurin subunit B type 1
Exons: 6
Coding region: 86-598 (170 amino acids)
Molecular function (GO): calcium ion binding; calcium-dependent protein serine/threonine phosphatase regulator activity
Source: RefSeq, a predicted model, not a curated record
CUAUGAGUAGAACCCGGAUGUUGGUGUCUGGGCCCAGGGAAUCGCAAUAUUUUACCUGUCGUAUUAGACACAGCAAGCUACAAAAAUGGGAAAUGAAAAUUCUUUGCCCAUGGAGUUAUGCUCAAAUUUUGAUCCAGAUGAGAUUAAGAGAUUAGGCAAACGUUUUCGUAAGCUUGAUUUGGAUAACUCUGGUUCCCUGAGCGUAGACGAGUUUAUGACUUUACCGGAACUACAACAAAAUCCACUGGUGCAGAGAGUGAUAGACAUAUUCGACACUGAUGGCAACGGAGAAGUAGAUUUCAAAGAAUUCAUCGAGGGUGUAUCACAAUUUAGUGUAAAAGGAGACAAGCUAUCAAAAUUAAGAUUUGCAUUUAAAAUCUACGACAUGGACAAGGACGGGUAUAUUUCCAAUGGAGAACUGUUUCAAGUACUAAAGAUGAUGGUAGGCAACAACCUUAAAGAUACGCAGCUUCAGCAGAUAGUGGAUAAGACCAUCAUCCAUGCUGAUGCUGAUGGAGAUGGAAAAAUCUCCUUUGAAGAAUUUUGUGCUGUUGUAGGAAAUAUGGAUGUCCACAAGAAGAUGGUCGUAGAUGUAUAGUCUUGUGAAAUCCAGAUUAAAUACAUUUUCAUUUUAACUUAUUUCCAUGACAUUGCAAUUAAUAUAAUGCUGCAGAUGAAUCCAUCGAUUUUCAAAAUUUGUUCCCAGUUUGUUCAUUGUUCUGAGUAUUGGUGUGCGAGUCAAGCUGGUUUAACAAAUGACCGCUGAUUCAGUGUCUUGUCUGAGGCCUCUGCUACACAUAUUUGUAUACCAAAGAACCUUUAUUGUAUCAAAUAUAUAUAUAUACACAUAAUAAUUCAACAAAGUUAAGAAAUAUUGUAGAAUGAAGAAAAAUAUUAUUUGACUUCAAAACUUCCAAACUUCCAUUGUAUUAAAACUGUAUUUGACUACCUUAUUUUCAAAUCUAUCAUAUUAUAGAUUUAACUGUCCCACAAGAAUCCUUCAUUAUGUUUUUUAUUGAAUAUUUUGUUGUUUGAGACAGAACCUUGAUACCUAUAUGGCUAUAUUUGAUAUAUGUAUAGCAUGUCCAAAGUUGAACUAACCUCAAUCUGCCAUUGUAUGUUAGCUGAGUUAGACAUUUAUAUAUUUUAGCGGAAGUAAUUUUCAGGAGUUUGAUUUAGCAAAGGAUAUUUUUAUUCAGUCUGCAAAGUACAAUUCUCAGACAAGACUUGAAUCAUUGACGAUUUCAAUAUAUUCCCUUUAAAUGACUUUUUCAAAUUUAAGGUAUUAUCGGAAAAAAAGGUAAAUCUGUAUGGAUUACAAGCACUGCUCAAUCUCUUAUUACAAACUUGAUGUUUGCAGUUGUUUUACUUAUUUGACUUAUAUUAUUCUGUUCUCUGUCCUGCUGACAUUAUAGUUGUAACAAAAAAAUGACCUCCAUGCAUAAUGGGUUUACCAUGAAAUGGGAGAUAACCCAGUUGGUAUAACGGGCAGUAUUAUAAGAACCACCAAGAUGUCAAGAGGACUUGCGCUGAUUUAAACACUGUCAUUCCUUGUAAAGUUGUGUGCUUUUCUAACAGUGUCUUAGAUAUUUUAGUGGACUGGUUGUAUGUGUUGUAAAAUUUGAUCCUUAACCACUUUCCUUAAAGUGUUUUUUUGCCCUUUUAACCUGAAAAGACUUCGUUGCAUGUUUUCCUGUCUACCGUUGAUUAACAGAAUUGCUGAGGACUGUAAAACUCACUUCAAUAUGAAUGUAUCAUGCAAGGCUAAAAUUGAACAGCAAACAAAAUUGAUACUACUGAAAGCAAGUUGAAUAACAAGUAAACAUCCACGCUCAUUAUCUGUGUAUAUCACUGCUUUCCAGACUGUUCAUAUCGAACAACAUCAACUUGUCAUGAAGGAAGUUUGAAGAUAUAUUGUGUGAGGUUGGAAAAAAAAGCUGACAAUUUUAUGUCAAUAAUGUAAAGAUAGAAGGCUUAUAGCAUUUUACAUUUGAUUGAAGUGAGGGUACAAAUUAUUUAUAUAUAUAAUAUAUAUAUAUAUAUAUACAUACAAACUAUUUAUGCUGUCAAAACAGUGCUACAACUAUGUAUGGGAGUGAACUUUAUUGUCUGUUAAAGUUUUGUUCUUUUAUUAUUUAUUACUUAUCAAAUUGACUUUCAUGUGUUUUAAUGUUACAAAUCUGUUUGGAUUGUUAAUGUUUUCUUGUUUAGUGUAUUCACUUGUUUUGUAUGAAGAGACGGUACCCUUUUAAAGACAUGCAAAGUUUGAUGCAUAUACAAGUUACACUGUCAUAACUUAUUACUGUUAUAUGCCAUUUUUAUAAUGCCACUGUCACAUGGUCAGGAAAAUAAAAAUGAUAGAACCAGCUUGAAUAGUUUUAGUAUUUGCACAAUAUGCUAUUCCGUCUUUGCGUUUUGCAGAGUUAUCUACUCUUGUGAGCAGGUAUUGAUUGUGACAUCAUUGGUUUGUG